AUGAGUUCUGUCAUACAAAAGAUAAAGAGGAACAAGAGCAACGCUCGUGAUUUUCAGAUCACAGCAUCAGUAAAUCUGCUGACUAUCGAAUGUCAGGCGGAUAAAUGGUAAGCGACAAAAAAAUUAAAAAGGAAGUGAUAGAAAAAUAAUACCGCAGAUGCCUGCAAGGAGAUUCCUUCCUCACGUGGGAUGGUUUAAAGAUUUCAAACAUUAUACUUGUUGCCUUUUUAUAUUUUGAAACACUCUCGAUGUUUGCAGCACUAUCCUUCUAACAGUUAUUUAAAGUAUUCAUCGCUUAUUAUUGGAAAAUUUGUCUAUUUUUGAAUUUAAAUGUUAUGUUUCGUAAUCGUUGCCUGUAAACCAAAAGUAGGUCAGUCAAAAGCGAUAAUUUCUAAAAUUUUCUAGUUCUUACAUGCAUACUGUGACGAGCUAGGAAAAAUUCCCAAAGCAAUCUCGAGCAAGAGAUCAUAAUAUGAUAUCAUGUCCCGAGUUAUUUCUUUCAGAAGCCAUUACUGACAUUACUAACAUCUUAAAUUCAAGUCAUCACUAUUUAAUGCCACUGACCACCCCUGUUCAUCCCAUAUUAUGGGAGAUUGUCAAUUUAAAUUUAGAUUGUAACCGGAAAACGGACACCAGGGAGGGGUCUGAGAGUUUUAAGUUUGUCACUUGUUCCCACGAAAACGUUUUUAAAAAAUGGCGGCAUGAGAGUUAGAAAUUCUAUUCCAAAUUUACAGGUACUGGAAGUUCAUUUUUCCAUGGACAAAUUAGUACUAGCUGAGUGAUUUUUUGGUAAUUUUUUUGUGUUCCCUCUGGCUGCCGACUUAAACGUACUAUGCAAGGUCAAAAUUUGUUGUUGUCACUGUUUGAAUCUCAGCUUUUAGUAUCUCACAAGUUCUCUGCUUUUCUUCGCUUUUUUGUUUUCCUAGGCAUCCUAACAAGCUCAUCAUUUUGUGGGGCAAAGAAAAUAACAGUUGCCAAACAAAGGUAUGUACUUAUUUUACUCCUCGAAUUUUUGAUCUUAUUCAUUCUUCUUGAAAUCCCUUGAAUUCAAUAGCCUGAAUUUCAUCCGAUUACUUCGAGUCGUUAUUACUCCCUCAGUAACGACGUUGUUGAGAGGAGAAAACGACUCGAAGCAAUCGGAUGAAUUUCAGGCUAUGAAUUCAACAGUUUACACUGAAAAUAAGCUUAAGCUUAUUAAGGUUUAAAAAAAACUUGAUCUUUUUUAGCCAGUUCCAUGGCAGCCAGGAUUUGUCAAUCCAUACCGUGGCACUCAUGUGUGGCCAGAGCCGGAUCCGGUGAAAAACACUUUCAAACUCUUCAAGGUAAAGAGCCUCUUAUCAUAAUGUUAAAGUCUUACUUUUAAAAAGUUGAUUUAAGCUUAAGAAAUGUGACUGGAGGUUGCUCGAGCUCAUUUACAUUUCUUCAGUAUCAGAUAUUUAUUAAAAUUUGACACACAAACUUCAAAAUAUUUCACUAACAUCAGCGACCGCGUUUCUAUUCAUGCUUGAUCUGUGAAAUCUACUUUUUUUAUAGAACCCAAAACGAGCUGGUACUUAUGAAGACCGCCCUUGGAGGAUUGUUGUCCAAAAUGUAAGUUUGCAUUUGUACCAUCAAAGAUGACAAAAACAUAUUGUAGUGGUAACCUGCAAACUUUGGAAUACAAUACUAAAAAAACAAAUACUAAUACAAAUACUAAUUUUUCACAGCCCAUGGACAAGAAAAUAACUUGCUAAUAAAACUUAGACAACUUGGAACUGACAGGCAUGUUUGAACACACCGUGUAUUGAAGAACUAUCUCCUGAAUCCAAACAACACUUCAAUUUUUGCCAGUGAUAACUGUCUUAUCGGAAAAACUGGCACACCAUUUCUCUCUCAUUUGUGCAACGUAUUUUAAACUAUCUUUCUCUUUUCAAGAAUUUGCCUUGUUUUUGCAGGAGUGUGAAAAUGGUCGGCGCCAGGUUAUUGCUACGGGCUGCAUUGAUCUAGCUGAUUAUAUCAGCGAGACAAACAAAACGUUUGAGAUAACUGUCACAUUAAAACCAGCAAUGAAGAAGGUUCUGUCGGCAACAAUCGAGUUUAACUUAACCUCUGUGAUGCUAGAAGAUGGAAUACCAUAGUGAGUAUUGUGUUGUUGUAUACAGUAUAUAGUACCCUCAAAGAAAAACUCUCCUCUCGAUAUCGGCUCUUAGAAAAUUUUUUCAGACAUGCAUCUUUCGGUCAUUUUUUUGAGGGAGUGAAUUAGUAAAGAGAAUCUGUACCAACCGUGAGGGUCACUGUGAGUAUUUCUUUGCCUAGUCCCUUGUAACGUGGUCCGAGCGAAGAAGUCCGACGUUUCCCGCCCGUUCGCUUUGGGUAUUAAUAUCAGAGAAGUGAAUUGAUCGAAAAGGCCUGGGAAAAUGUCGUACAGGAACUAGGCAAAUUUUAACUAGGCCAAUUCAGAGUUCCAAAAUAUCUCGCUUUCAAAACGAGGCAACGUGCAAAACAUUUCUUGUGAAAAUGAGUUUCAUUUGCAUGACAAAAAAAAUCAUUUUCAAUUCAAUGGCAAGGCACUUCGCGUCGCUUUGAAAUAGAGGCUUUGGGAAACCCAGAAAUGACCUAUUUAUGAGUGAUGUUAGGAACUUUCAGAGAAGACUACGUUGUAGGAAUUGAAUAAGAUCAGACGCAUGAUACGAGUUUUGAAAUCUAGCUCGCGGGCGAAAUCAUUUUUCACAGAAGUAUCAUCUCUACCAUCCUGAGUCAGUACGGGUAGUUGCACUAAAAUUUCAACCGUCACUGAAAUUCGAAAGUCCACUUUCGGCUCUAGUUUGACUAGCCUUUUGUUUUAUGACAUUUUUUUUGUUGUUUAUUUUGAUAAUUGUUAAUAUAACCGUGAUAUAAAUAGCCCGUCUGGACUAGAUUACGUCCCAUCCUCGCACCAUUUCUUAUCCAAUUCAUGUUCUGCCUCUUUUUAUCACAGUCGAAGCGAUGAGGAAAUAUUCCAAGAAAUCAUGGCAGACGCUUUUAGAUCGGCCAAGAAUAGAAUUGCCAAAAGUGCUGUGUCUUCCGCGGAGCACAAGGAUCCACUUCUGUUUUCCUCUGUUGAUAAACCAUCGGAGAUUCCUUAUACGCCAAGGAAAAGAAAAAACAAGAAAAGAAGAAGCAAAGAAAGAGCAAAUAACACGCCUGGCAGUGUUAACAACGGUCGUGAACGGGAAGCAAAGGUGGAAAAGAAAAUUUCUCAACCACAGCAGCCGGGCGCUCAUUCAAACUGCCACAAGACUGCAGAGUCCGUUACUUGUGCUGAAGAUAACAACAACAGCAACCUGAAAGCCAUAACACCUUCAGCAGAUGAAGGAAAAGAGUCUUCUAAUACUGAUACGCCUGCAAAUGUUGAAGGAAAAAAAGAAAGUCGCAAGACCAAAAGCCCAAAAGAUUCAACCUCUAGUGCAGCCUCCAAACCAGCUGAACAAUCUCUGGCAUCCAACGGCGUGUUGUCAACCAAACCAGAAACAACACAAGUGAGUGAACAGGAAACAAGAAACAAUUUAGCUCCAGAGCAAGGCGAGGAAAAGGCUUCACUCGAAGAAGUUCCUUCAAUACCAAGUUAUAGACGAAAGCUCGCUGGGUUCAUAAAAGGCAAAAAACAGCUCAAGGCCAGCGGGAAGGAGACAUCAAAACUGUUUCCCAAGGAAGAUGGCUCCUCUGGAUGCGGUGGAAAUGUUGACGAGCAUUAUGGCUCUGGAACAUCUGGUCAACUCACAGCGCCUAAAAUAGAUAUGUCGGCUGGUGAAAGGAAGGAAAAUACUUCAGCUGAUUCACACGACGAUAAAGAAAUGAUAUCUUCAUUUUUCAAGAAGCUGUUGGAGAAUGGACCCAAAAAAGGUACAAAAACAAAACAAGGACAAUUUGAAAUUUUUGUAGUAAUUGAGAAAUUAAUUUUUCGAGUGCGCAGCUAGUAUAAGAGCGCGCUCCAGUAAAUUUUGACUUUCCUCCGUUCAGAAAUUACAAUGAGAGAUUUUUGUGUAAUAGGAAUACACAUUGCGGGGCUGUUGUCAGGCAAUUGGCCAGAAGGAAGCACCGUGCUUCCUUCAGGCCAACUGGCAGUCAGCGAUCACCGACCAAGGCACGAGUUCCUUGGAGGCCUCUAAAGGCUGGUUUUUCACCAGCGACGGAGUCCGAGUUUGGAAUCAUGAGCGGAGUCUUGAGAGGGCUUAUGACCUUGUGAAAAUCAAACUGAAUCGGAGUCUUGAGCGGAGUCAUAAGGGCGACGGAAUCGGAGUCGGGAGAAUCAGCACGUUUCUAUUUACGUCCGACUCCGCUUACGACUCCAUCUCUCACGGUCUAGUAAAAAUCAAAUUGUUGGAGUCGGAAGCAUAAGCGGAAGGAGAAAUCAAUCACAACGCACCUUAUCACGGGUUUAGUUCUUCUGCUUCUGCUUGCGACCCGACAACCUAGUUUACACUUCAUCGUUAACGACGGAGUCGUAAGAGGAAUUGUUUUCUCUAGGUCGUUGAGUUCUGUGCUUUUGAUUACGACUUCGACUCCCUCGCUAAUGAAAAUCAUCUUUAAGGCCAUGUCCUCUCCCCAGCGAAAAUUAAAAAGGGAGAAGCUCUCAAGCAAUGCAAUAUUAUCAGACCAUUUCACCAUAUUUAUUUGCUGUAUUUGCUGGACUAGAAGAUUAUUUUUCUAUAUUCUAUGUUUGUUUUCAGCAGCGUCUGUGAAUUACCCUGAACUGUCAGCUUAUGUGAGCGCAGAGAUGAAGUCCCUCGAUGAAGAAAUUGCUUCUUUGGAAAAAGUAACAGUCAAGCUAGAAUCUGAAAUGCGUCAGGCAAUGGAGAUUAAAGGUCAGUUCAGGCUUUAAUUCCUUUAAUUACAAAAGCUUAAGCAUGUUUUAAUGAGUAAUGCGGGUUCCGCAAUCUGUAUAUAGACUUUUAGUCCAAGGCUCUUACCAGUCUUCUUGAGAUCAACAUUCAAAUGAAUUUCUUGUAUUCUCAGUAAUUUCUUUAGUGGUGCUUUUUCCAGUUGUGUUUAGAGAUAAUGUGUAGAAGCAGUCGAAAUUAAGUAUAUGAUUAUGCGCUGAAUAUCUUGUACUUUAGAGUGCAAAGAAGAGUUGGAUGGUUUAAAACAGGACUGGAUGAUCUUGUUGAGUUACGGAGACCAGCUGAAAGAGAGAAAAGCCGAUCUUCAAAUUCUGUAAGUGAUACUUAUCGUCUACUAGCAAAAUGUCUUUGUUGUGCCCCGUUAAAGAAAGCCAAUCUUUUACAAUGUAUAAUAAAGCUUCGUCACCGUGUCGAGGAUGGUACACCAUGGAUCUUGAUAACGACGUUUGUUUUGUGCACUGGCUCACCAAGAGGGUGAUCGGCAAAUUACUUCACGCAACCGACCUAUUGUAAAGCCAAAAAACCUCAUUACAACUAGUCAAACUCUUCUCACGGGUAGUAUUACGAAAAUGGGUUUACGUGAAAACACAACUGCACUACCACUACUAGAAUAAACGCCUCUCCCAAAUAAACCCCGCAGAUGAAGCAAAUUUACCAAUAACCGCAGCCAAGGAGAAGAUUGCGGAGUUAAUGCGAGAACUCAUACAACUUGGUAAUCUACAACAUCCAUACUCUUAUUUCUCAGCAAAAAAGCGAGACUUCAGAUUUCUAAGCACCUUUCUUUUAACAUGUUUGCAAAUGACGUACGAUAAUUGUUGUCAGUGAUUUAAGAACUGUGUUUGCAAAAUGAACACCGCAUCCGAAGCGCGAAAAAUCUCAUCUGAAACGCCGCGGCGUAUUAAUAGGGUAAAUAAAAAACCUGGUAUAUCUCUCUUAAUUUCAAAAUUGUUUUUAUCUUCUACUUAUGUUUUCAGUGAAAAACAGGAGAAUCUUGAGCAUUGUUGUGAUAUCCUCAGAAAAGAACUCAAACUUCUCUUCACAUUGGAAGGUAUAUUAACACUGUUCACUCACACUGCUAAUGACACAANGCCUCUCCCAAAUAAACCCCGCAGAUGAAGCAAAUUUACCAAUAACCGCAGCCAAGGAGAAGAUUGCGGAGUUAAUGCGAGAACUCAUACAACUUGGUAAUCUACAACAUCCAUACUCUUAUUUCUCAGCAAAAAAGCGAGACUUCAGAUUUCUAAGCACCUUUCUUUUAACAUGUUUGCAAAUGACGUACGAUAAUUGUUGUCAUUGAUUUAAGAACUGUGUUUGCAAAAUGAACACCGCAUCCGAAGCGCGAAAAAUCUCAUCUGAAACGCCGCGGCGUAUUAAUAGGGUAAAUAAAAAACCUGGUAUAUCUCUCUUAAUUUCAAAAUUGUUUUUAUCUUCUACUUAUGUUUUCAGUGAAAAACAGGAGAAUCUUGAGCAUUGUUGUGAUAUCCUCAGAAAAGAACUCAAACUUCUCUUCACAUUGGAAGGUAUAUUAACACUGUUCACUCACACUGCUAAUGACACAAAAGAACUGGGUUUAUUAUAUAAACAGCAAUGAAAUACCAGGUGAGCUUUCGCGCGAAAACUUGCUAUCUUCAUAUGGGAAAAUAUCACCGUUGCUAUAGCUAGAUAAUAAGUCGCGCCUUUCACACCAAAAAACUAUUAAAGUGAAAUGGUUUGGUAUUUCAUUGGUGUUUAUAUAAUGCACUCGAGGAGAAAUUUCGUAUCUCCGCGCGGCCAUGUAAUAUCCUCUAUGUAUUAUCGACAAUUUUGCCGAACCGGUGAAAUAAUACAUGGUACUUUAAUCAAUUUGACGAGUGGGAGGAAUUAUCGAAAGAGAUUAGUGUAGAGUAAAAUGUUGCUAAUUUCCCUUCUAAUUUUACUUGGCGCGUUUAACGGAAAGCUUUUACACAAUAGUCUCGGCCUAGAAUUUAACUAUGACUUCCACUAAGUUAUCACCUCACCGAAAAUUGAAAGUGAAAACGCGUUGAAAUGAACAUAUACGACGCACAAUUCUUGGCUUCAACGCGAUAUAGUAGGUUUGCAGGGACUCGAGAUCAUUUCCGAAACAAACUGUGAGAGUGUGUCAGUGAGGGAGUGAGACUUACAAUUUUUCUUUUACCAACUGAGCUGAUGAGGUAAAUUGGCCACCCUUAAAGGCUUUUGGUGUUGCGAAAAUAGCUGCACACUGGAGGGGCCGACUCCCAAAAGCUUGAGUGCACCGUCGCCUUUUCUUGUUUAUCUUGCUAUUACCUGAUAAACAAGGGAUUACUAUAACGAACGUGUACUAAGGACUAAUAAAAAAAACAGUUUGAAGACAAAUGAUAUUUUGUCGUUACAUUUUCAGAUUGGCGUAGAACAGACUAUCACACAAUGCAAGAGGCCAAGCUUCUUGAUAUUCUCCAUUGCCUUAAAGAUAAACAAAGAGAAACUUGCUGA
Molecule: messenger RNA, 7331 nt
Organism: Porites evermanni
Lineage: Eukaryota; Metazoa; Cnidaria; Anthozoa; Scleractinia; Poritidae
Source: the annotation of a GenBank genome assembly